AUGCUCUUUCCCAAAAACUGCCUUGUCAGUUCCAUUGAGCAUUUUGCACUCUGUCAUAUCUUCUGCCUUCUUAAUUCUUGUCUUUUUAUUGUUCUCUCUCACUCUCCUCAUUUUCUUUUCUUUUUUCCCUUCUUUUCUUUUUUCCCUUCUUUUCUUUUUUUUAUUUUUUUCUUUUUUUCCUUUUCAUUUUUUUUUCUUUUUCUUUUUUUAAAUUCUUUUUCUUUUUUUUCCAUUCUUUUCUUUUUUCCAUUCUUUUUUUUUUUUUUUUCAUUCUUUUCUUUUUUUACUUUUUUUUCUUCUUUUUCUUUUUCCUUUGGGAUCUCAAAAUUUUCCUUUUCUUUUUCAAACAGAAAAAAAUUUUUUCCUUUUCUUUUUCCUUUUCUUUUUUUCCUUUUUCUUUUUUCCUUUUCAAAACCUUUUCUUUUCUUUUUUUCCUUUUACUUUUUUUGUAACUUUUUUUCUUCUUUCUUAAAAUUUUGUUAUCCUCUUCUUUCUUUUUUUUUUUUCCUUUCUUUCUUUUUUUUUUUUUCUCUUCUUUCUCUUUUCUUUAUCCUAUGUAAAACCUUUUUUCUACCUCUUCUUUCUCCCUUUUUCUUUCUCCUUUUUCUUUUUUUAACAUCUUUUUUUCCUCUUCUUUUUUCCCUUCUUUUCUUCAAAUUUAUUUCUCCUCCAGAAUUUUCCUUUCUCAUCUUCUUUUUAAUUCUUCCUUUUCUUUUCCCUUCUCCUUUUUUUUUCGGUUCUAGGCCUCAAAUUUGA
Molecule: messenger RNA, 756 nt
Organism: Acanthosepion pharaonis
Lineage: Eukaryota; Metazoa; Mollusca; Cephalopoda; Sepiida; Sepiidae
Source: the annotation of a GenBank genome assembly